This is a messenger RNA of Neltuma alba, 1082 nucleotides long. Its product is annotated as putative leucine-rich repeat receptor-like serine/threonine-protein kinase At2g19230. The coding region runs from base 57 to 1082 and encodes 341 amino acids. NCBI's taxonomy places the organism in Eukaryota, Viridiplantae, Streptophyta, Magnoliopsida, Fabales, Fabaceae. The record is from RefSeq and is a predicted model, not a curated record. The transcript has 5 exons.
GGCUUCCCACAAGAACACAAGGCGUCUCAGCUCUCUAAUCUUAACUAAGCACGAAGAUGAAGAACAAGAAGACACUAAAAUGGCUUCCUGGCUUGCAUGGUUUUGCUUCCUUCUUCUUCUUCCUUCUCAUCAGCUCAGCACUAGCUCUGGCACAUCAGACUGGCAAUUCUGACGACACAAGGAUUGAUUGCGGAGCAAGAGAGAAUUACACAGACCCGAAAACCAAAUCUUCUUACCAGGCAGACGAUGAUAGAUUCGUUGAAUACGGGGAAGCACACAUGGUAUUGUCGAAUUACAGUAAAGAACAGAUUGGGAAGGAGCUGAAGACAUUAAGAAGCUUUCCAGAAGGGCAAAGGAAUUGCUACUCAGUGCCCGCACCAACCAAAAACACGUACUACCUCGUACGGGCAUUCUUUGCAUAUGGGAACUACGAUUAUAGAAGAAGAAUGCCAUCGUUCAAUUUGUCCAUUGGUGUCAAUUACUGGGCGACAAUUAACCAAGCAGAUGGAGACAUUGCACGUUUCGAGGUCAUUCAUGUGUCUCCAACUGAUGAUGACAUCAACUUAUGUCUUGUAAACACGGGCCAAGGAACACCCUUCAUCUCAUUGUUGGAAGUACUGCCACGGUGGAAUUCUAGGUAUGAUCACACAGCUUCGGGUUUACUAAUUCUCAUGUCACGCUCCAAGCUGGGUAUGUCUGAAGAUGCUACUUACAUCAGAUACCCAGAUGAUAUCUAUGGAAGGUCCUGGUUCAAUAGACAAAUGGGAAACACAGUGCGAAUCAAUACGUCUAUGGCUAUUGACAGCAAUACGGAUGAAAAUACUUUCAAACUGCCAAAAGAAGUGUUGAGUAGUGCUGUUCAGCCUGGCGGUGCUAAUUCUUCCCUGGAUAUCAACAUGGAUUAUCCAGAUGGUGAUUACUAUGUGUACCUUCAUUUUUAUGACUUCGAGGAUAAGUCACAGAAUCAGCAGAGAAAGAUGGUUAUUACUUUCAGUGAUGGGCUAGCAUCCACUUGGCUUCGCAUUCAAUAUUCAAGUGUAUUGGGAGUUGCAUUUGAUUUUUACGUCAUAUACUACUUCUGA